AUGCGCGAUGAUGGCGGCUAUACCAAGUCGGACGUUGCCGAGGAGAGAGCCAUUGACCGCAAGUCUUCCUUCAACUCGCUCUUGCCUUUGUCGACUGUCGAGACCCCUGAGCAGCCUUGUGAAGCGGGUGAUCACGAGAGAGACACACGCAUGGAAUCAGUCACCAACGCCAUCUCCGAAUCGUACAUACCAGCGGAUGAUGACAAGGGAGAGGUCAAGAUGGAAUCCGGAACGACACUGUUCCUGAGGAAGAAAGAAUCAAAGUCUGCCGACGGAUUGGGGACUCAGAAACCUGGGUUCGCUUCGUUCCAUCGGGACAAAGCUCUGAAGAAAGUCAUUCCGGAGCGAAGAGUCAUGGAGGACGAGGCUCUUGGAGUUGUCAAGGUGAUGGUCUCGCACCCGGAGGUGCUGGCAAGAAUUAUGUUCCAACGAUAUGGAGUUGCAGGGCUUGAUGAGCUUGAGAAGGAAUCGGACUGA
Molecule: messenger RNA, 477 nt
Organism: Colletotrichum godetiae
Lineage: Eukaryota; Fungi; Ascomycota; Sordariomycetes; Glomerellales; Glomerellaceae
Exons: 4
Coding region: 1-477 (158 amino acids)
Source: RefSeq, a predicted model, not a curated record